CGAUGCAGCGCGCUCGGCGCUCCAGGCAGAUACCAUGAAGCGGUAGCAACGGCUGGGGGAUCCCCCGUCUACCAUCUCCGGACCAGGACACCAAUGUUCGACCCUCUAGCAAGGGGCUAGAGAAGAGCGAAGCCGCAUAGGAGAGUUAGAGGCUCUGAGGGGUUCAUUGCUGCUCUCCUGAAGGCCGAGCCACCUGCACCUUUAAUAUUUAUUUCCCCCCCUCCUCUGACCUAAAAUGCUGACGAUAAAGUUGCCUCAGAUAUUCAGGGUUCACCAAGUACCUCGUAUCUUCUGGGAGGAUGGCAUCAUAUCCGGCUACCGCCAUCCAAAGAGCUCUGCCUUGGACUGCAUCCUGAGCUCCUUCCAAAUGACCAACGAGACUGUCAAUAUCUGGACCCACUUCCUCCCGACCUGGUAUUUCGUGUGGCGGUUCCUGGGGCUCUCCUCCUCCCUGGAUUUCUGCAGAGACGCCUACAACUGGCCUUUCCUUGUCUACAUGUUGCUGGUCUGCCUGUACCCCUUCACCUCCAGCUGUGCCCACACCUUCAGCACCAUGUCCGCCCACGCCCGCCACAUCUGCUACUUCUUUGACUAUGGAGCCCUCAGCCUCUACAGCCUGGGCUGUGCUUUCACAUAUGGAGCCUAUGCGAUGCCAGACCGUUGGGUUAACAGCACUUUACACCAUUACUUUGUACCAAUGGCUGCUUUUAAUUCAUUUAUCUGCACCAGUCUGUCUUGUUACUCCCGGUUCCCGGAAUUGGAGUGUCCCCGGCUGAGCAAGGUUUUACGGACAACGGCCUUUGUGUAUCCCUUUGUCUAUGACAAUAUCCCGCUGUUUUAUAGGCUUCUGUUCUGCUUCGGGGACGGCUGCACCUGGAACGAUGCCACCGCGGGUUACUUCUACCACCUAUUCUUUGCCCUCCUCACCGGCUUCCUCUUUGCCUCCCACCUGCCGGAACGCCUGGCGCCCGGGCGCUUUGACUAUAUUGGGCACAGCCACCAGCUGUUCCACAUCUGCGCAGUGGUGGGCACCCACUUCCAGCUGGAGGCCGUCCUGUCGGACGUGCGCUCGCGGCAGGCCUGGCUGAGCACCCGGGCCCCGGCGCCCGCCUUCUCCGCCACCUUCGGCACCGUCAGCCUGGCCCUGCUGGGGAACCUGCUCAUCAUCGGGGGUUUCACUGUGGCCCUGCUGCGCUGGCCGGGCGGCGCCUCCAUCCUGCAGAGCACCGUGCCCGAGGCGGGCCGCCCCAAGGAGCAGUGAUGCCCGCCCGCCCCCAGAGACAGCGGGUGAGGGCGGCUUGGGGGCUGAAGGGAGAAGGG
Molecule: messenger RNA, 1320 nt
Organism: Terrapene triunguis (Three-toed box turtle)
Lineage: Eukaryota; Metazoa; Chordata; Testudines; Emydidae
Gene: PAQR6
Product: progestin and adipoQ receptor family member 6
Exons: 8
Coding region: 236-1261 (341 amino acids)
Cellular component (GO): membrane
Molecular function (GO): signaling receptor activity
Source: RefSeq, a predicted model, not a curated record